CGCGGGGCCGGGGCCGUUUCCGCCGCCGCUGCAGGGAGGCGGAGCCGCCGCUGUUCCCGAGCCCGGAGCCCGGCAGCACCCGGGACACGAGACGGCGGCGCAGCGGUACAGCGCCCGCCUGCUGCAGGCCGGCUACGAGCCCGAGAGCAGCAUGGCGGACUACCUGAUCAGCGGCGGCACCGGCUACGUGCCCGAGGACGGGCUCACGGCGCAGCAGCUCUUCGCCCACGCCGACGGCCUCACCUACAACGACUUCCUAAUCCUUCCAGGCUUUAUAGACUUUGUGGCUGAUGAGGUGGAUCUGACCUCGGCUCUGACCCGGAAGAUCACGCUGAAGACGCCGCUCAUCUCCUCCCCAAUGGACACUGUGACAGAGGCCGACAUGGCCAUCGCCAUGGCUCUCAUGGGCGGAAUAGGCUUCAUUCACCACAACUGCACCCCAGAAUUCCAGGCCAACGAGGUGCGCAAGGUCAAGAAGUUCGAGCAGGGCUUCAUCACGGACCCUGUGGUGCUGAGCCCCUCACACACUGUGGGCGAUGUGCUAGAGGCCAAGCUGCGCCACGGCUUCUCAGGCAUCCCUGUCACUGAGAGGGGCACGAUGGGCAGCAAGCUGGUGGGCAUCGUCACCUCCCGGGACAUUGACUUCUUGGCCGAGAAGGACCAUACCACCCUCCUCAGUGAGGUCAUGACGCUUCGGACUGAGCUUGUGGUGGCCCCAGCGGGUGUGACGUUGAAAGAGGCCAAUGAGAUUCUACAGCGCAGCAAGAAAGGAAAGCUGCCCAUCGUCAAUGAUCGCGACGAGCUUGUGGCCAUCAUAGCCCGCACCGAUCUCAAGAAGAACCGGGACUACCCGCUGGCCUCCAAGGAUUCCCACAAGCAGCUGCUGUGCGGGGCGGCCGUGGGCACCCGGGAGGACGACAAGUACCGCCUGGACCUGCUCACCCAGGCGGGUGCCGACGUCAUAGUGCUGGACUCAUCCCAGGGAAACUCUGUGUACCAGAUCGCCAUGGUGCAUUACAUCAAACAGAAGUACCCCCACCUCCAGGUGAUUGGGGGGAAUGUGGUGACAGCCGCUCAGGCCAAGAACCUGAUUGAUGCGGGUGUGGACGGGUUGCGUGUGGGCAUGGGCUGUGGCUCCAUCUGCAUCACCCAGGAAGUGAUGGCAUGUGGUCGCCCCCAGGGCACAGCCGUGUACAAGGUAGCCGAGUAUGCCCGGCGUUUUGGGGUGCCGGUCAUCGCUGAUGGGGGCAUCCAGACGGUAGGACAUGUGGUCAAGGCCCUGGCCCUGGGGGCCUCCACAGUGAUGAUGGGUUCACUGUUAGCGGCCACCACUGAGGCCCCCGGCGAGUAUUUCUUCUCGGAUGGGGUGCGGCUCAAGAAGUACCGAGGCAUGGGCUCUCUGGAUGCCAUGGAGAAGAGCAACAGCAGCCAGAAGCGAUACUUCAGUGAGGGGGAUAAGGUGAAGAUUGCCCAGGGUGUGUCGGGCUCCAUCCAGGACAAAGGGUCCAUUCAGAAGUUCGUGCCCUACCUCAUCGCGGGAAUCCAGCAUGGCUGCCAGGACAUCGGUGCCCAGAGCCUGUCAGUACUGCGGUCCAUGAUGUACUCAGGGGAGCUCAAGUUCGAGAAGCGGACCAUGUCAGCGCAGAUCGAGGGCGGCGUGCACGGGCUGCAUUCUUACGAGAAGCGGCUGUACUGAGGACGCUGGUGGAGGCCGAGGCGGGGGCGCUGGCGCACCCCAGGGUACCUCCCCGGGCACAGCCUCCCUCCGUAACUGAGCAGCUGGUUGGCAGAUUUGCACUAUGGGAUCCCCAGUUCCUCCUUUCAGGGGAGAGAAAGGGAGGCCCGAGGGGUCUGUGACCUCUCUGCGGGCACUCCCGGUGCCCCAGGACCUCUGCAGCCCCCCGGAGCCUAGCCCUCCUGGGCUCCCAGGCCGCUGUGCCUGUCUCAGGUCUCUGGCUGCCGCCUGCUCAGCCGGCUCCCACCUCCGGGGCAGGUGGACCCUCCUGGCUUCUGUGGGGGGUUCCCUCCUCACCCCGGAAAUGGUGCUCUCCUGGCCCAGCCUCUGCCCCUCCAGCCAUGUGGCGUAUCUGGGCUCCUGACCUAGGUCACAGGGAGGUCUCUGCCCCCUUCCCCAGCCCUAGGCCUCCCCCUGGGGAGGAAGCUGCCAGCCACCCCCAGGGGUCCCCGAGUGUCCCAGCCCUGCCCUCUCCUCUCAGCUGCAGUUGAAGGCUUUAACUUUGCACACUUCGGGGUCACAGUAGCAUCAUUGUAUAUUAAAUAAGUGAAUAAACUGCGAGGUCUCUGGGCCUCUACCAACCCAA
Suncus etruscus (white-toothed pygmy shrew) is the source of this 2321-nucleotide messenger RNA. RefSeq names its product inosine monophosphate dehydrogenase 1 (gene IMPDH1). The record is from RefSeq and is a predicted model, not a curated record. The transcript is spliced from 15 exons. The coding region runs from base 152 to 1696 and encodes 514 amino acids. Gene Ontology annotation, molecular function: IMP dehydrogenase activity. Lineage: Eukaryota; Metazoa; Chordata; Mammalia; Eulipotyphla; Soricidae. Gene Ontology annotation, biological process: GTP biosynthetic process. Gene Ontology annotation, cellular component: cytoplasm.